Echinops telfairi (small Madagascar hedgehog) is the source of this 927-nucleotide messenger RNA. It is a transcript of the gene TAS2R41, whose product is annotated as taste 2 receptor member 41. Gene Ontology annotation, biological process: sensory perception of taste; detection of chemical stimulus involved in sensory perception of bitter taste; G protein-coupled receptor signaling pathway. Gene Ontology annotation, molecular function: G protein-coupled receptor activity. Gene Ontology annotation, cellular component: membrane. Lineage: Eukaryota; Metazoa; Chordata; Mammalia; Afrosoricida; Tenrecidae. Bases 1 to 927 code for a protein of 308 amino acids. The transcript has a single exon. The record is from RefSeq and is a predicted model, not a curated record.
AUGCAGCCGGCGCUCUUGGCCUUCUUCAAGCUGCUCUUCGCGCUGCUGUGUCUGCUGGGCACCGCGGCCAACGGCUUCAUCGUGCUGGUGCUGGGGGCCGAGUGGUGGCGGCGGGGCCGGCUGGCGCCCCCCGACCUCGUGCUGUUCAGCCUGGGCGCGGCGCGCUUCUGCCUGCAGUGGCUGGGCCUGGCCAACAACUUCUACGCGGUGCUGUGCCGGGCUCAGUACUUCACCGGCCCGGCGCGCCAGCUCUUUGGCCUGCACUGGGACUUCCUCAACACGGCCACCUUCUGGCUGGGCACCUGGCUCAGCGUGCUCUUCUGCGCCAAGGUCGCCAGCUUCAGCCACCCCGCCUUCCUGUGGCUCAAGUGGCGGCUGCCGGCCUGGGUGCACCGGCUGCUGCUCGGCUCCCUGGCCGUGUCCACCGUGGUCACCCUGCUCUUCUUCUGGGGGAACCGCCUCAUGUACCAGGGGUACCUGAUGGGGGACGUCGUGGGGAAUCGGACCUACCGGGAGUGGACGCAUUGGCUGGAGAUCCACUAUUUCCUGCCCUUGAAGCUGGCCGCGCUCUCGGUGCCCUGCUCGCUGUUCCUGGCCGCCAUGGCGCUGCUCCUCACCUCCCUGCGCAGACACGGCCACCGCAUGCGGCUGCACAGGUCCGCCCUGCAGGACCCGCGCGCCCGGGCACAGGCGCGCGCGCUCUCUGCCCUCGUCUCCUUCCUCGGCCUCUACGCGCUGUCCUUCUUCUCCCUCGUUAUCGAUGCUGCCGGCUUUUUCUCGGUCGAGAGCGACGGGUACUGGCCGUGGCAGAUAGUCAUCUACCUGUGCACCUCGCUGCACCCCUUCGUCCUCAUUCUGGGCAGCCCCAAGCUCCGCGCGGCCUGCAGGCAGCCGCUGCUGCGGCCCAGGGGCCUCCGGGGCACCUAG